Balaenoptera ricei (Rice's whale) is the source of this 1566-nucleotide messenger RNA. RefSeq names its product fascin actin-bundling protein 2, retinal (gene FSCN2). NCBI's taxonomy places the organism in Eukaryota, Metazoa, Chordata, Mammalia, Artiodactyla, Balaenopteridae. Gene Ontology annotation, biological process: establishment or maintenance of cell polarity; actin filament bundle assembly; cell migration. The transcript is spliced from 5 exons. Gene Ontology annotation, molecular function: actin filament binding; protein-macromolecule adaptor activity. Bases 1 to 1566 code for a protein of 521 amino acids. The record is from RefSeq and is a predicted model, not a curated record. Gene Ontology annotation, cellular component: actin cytoskeleton; cytoplasm.
AUGCCCACCAAUGGCCUGCACCAGGUGCUGAAGAUCCAGUUUGGCCUCGUCAAUGAUACUGACCGUUACCUGACGGCUGAGAGCUUUGGCUUCAAGGUCAAUGCCUCGGCACCCAGCCUCAAGAGGAAGCAGAUGUGGGUGCUGGAGCCAGACCCGGGCCAGGGCACAGCAGUGCUGUUUCGCAGCAGCCACCUGGGCCGCUACCUGUCAGCCGAGGAGGACGGGCGCGUGGCCUGCGAGGCGGAGCGGCCGGGCCGCGACUGCCGCUUCCUGGUCCUGCCGCAGCCUGACGGGCGCUGGGUGCUGCAGUCGGAGCCGCACGGCCGCUUCUUUGGCGGCACUGAGGACCAGCUGUCCUGCUUCGCCACAGCCAUCACCCCGGCUGAGCUGUGGACCGUGCACCUGGCCAUCCACCCGCAGGCCCACCUGCUGAGUGUGAGCCGGCGGCGCUACGCGCACCUGUGCCCGCAGGAGGACGAGAUCGCGGCGGACAGCAACACACCGUGGGGCGUGGAUGCGCUCGUCACGCUCAUCUUCCAGAACCGGCAGUACUGCCUCAAGUCCUGCGACAGCCGCUACCUGCGCAGCGAUGGCCGCCUUGUCUGGGAGCCCGAGGCUCGCGCCCGCUACACACUUGAGUUCAAGGCGGGCAAGCUGGCCUUCAAGGACUGUGACGGCCGCUACCUGGCGCCCGUGGGACCCGCAGGCACGCUCAGGGCUGGCCGCAACACACGGCCCGGCAAGGACGAGCUCUUCGACCUGGAGGAGAGUCACCCGCAGGUGGUGCUGGUGGCCGCCAACCACCGCUACGUGUCAGUGCGGCAAGGGGUCAAUGUCUCCGCCAACCAAGACGAAGAACUGGAUCAUGAGACUUUCCUGAUGCAAAUUGACCAGGAGACAAAGAAGUGCACCUUCUAUUCCAGCACUGGGGGCUACUGGACCCUGGUCACCCACGGGGGGAUCCAGGCCACAGCCACACAAGUUUCUGCGAACACCAUGUUUGAGAUGGAGUGGCGGGGCCGGCGGGUGGCCCUCAAGGCCAGCAAUGGGCGCUAUGUGUGCAUGAAGAAGAACGGGCAGCUGGCGGCCAUCAGCGAUUUUGUGGGUGAGCACUUCCCUCAUUCCCUGGGGAGACUGGGGCGGGGCCCUCUGCCUGGGAACACGGCCAGCUCGGAGACCCUGUCCCCACAAGGGCUGGACGAAGAGUUUAUCCUCAAGCUCAUCAACCGGCCCAUCCUCGUGCUGCGGGGCCUGGACGGCUUCGUCUGCCACCGCCGAGGCUCCAACCAGCUGGACACCAACCGCUCCGUCUACGACGUGUUCCACCUGAGCUUCAGCGACGGCGCCUACCAGAUCCGAGGCCGCGGCGGCGGGUUCUGGCACACCGGCAGCCACGGCAGCGUGUGCAGCGACGGCGAGCGCGCCGAGGACUUCCUGUUUGAGUUCCGUGAGCGCGGCCGCCUGGCCAUCCGCGCCCGGAGCGGAAAGUACCUGCGCGGUGGCGCCUCGGGGCUGCUGCGCGCAGACGCAGACGCGCCGGCCGGGAUUGCGCUCUGGGAGUACUGA